This is a messenger RNA of Zea mays, 1028 nucleotides long. RefSeq names its product non-specific lipid-transfer protein A. The record is from RefSeq and is a predicted model, not a curated record. Lineage: Eukaryota; Viridiplantae; Streptophyta; Magnoliopsida; Poales; Poaceae. Gene Ontology annotation, molecular function: lipid binding. The transcript has 2 exons. Bases 124 to 540 code for a protein of 138 amino acids. Gene Ontology annotation, biological process: lipid transport.
ACCCAGCAAGCCCUAUAAAACCCCAGCGCUCGAGCCGCUCCAUGAACGCAGCAGCAACAAGCUAAGAUCGAGCUCCAGCAGCAGCAAGUCAAGUUCGGGAGAGAGAGAGACACAGAUCGAUCGAUGGCGAUGAUGAAGAAGAAGGGCGGCGCCGCAACAACAGCGGUGGCAGCAGUGGCGUUGGUCCUGCUGGCGGCGGCGGCGGUUAGGGCGGACGUGAACUGCGCGGACGUGGACGCAAGCCUGCGCCCCUGCGUCGGCUACGUGACGGGCAAGGAGGCGGCCCCGGCCGCCGAGUGCUGCGCCGGCGUGAAGCGGAUCAGGGCCAUGCCGUCCGGCCCGGCGGAGCGGCGGCAGGCGUGCGAGUGCGUCAAGCAGGCGGCGGCCAAUUACCAGCCGCUCAACGCCGACGCCAUCCGCGACCUCCCCGCGCAGUGCGGCGCGCCGCUGCCGUUCCCGCUCACCCUCAACUUCGACUGCACCACGUGCGUAUAUAUAUAUAUACUAGGUACUCAGGGACCCUCAGCUCCUCAACAGUGAGCUCGCUGACAUUGACCCUCAGCUCCUCAAAAUGUGAGCUCACUGACAUUUUGCCACAACAUCUUACCGACGUGGAGGUCUAGAUUUGUCGCCCCUGUCACGCUCCCUGACAGUGCCACUCAUCGGACCAGCGAUCGAGCAAUGCCCUUCCGCCUUGCUGUUUUCCUGUCCGGUUGCCGACGAGCCUCCAAACCCUAUUGUAUAAGUACUUAUGGAAUUACAGGAACAUUUUUUAUGGUGCAACCCCAUCACUUCCAUCAGCACAACACUUCUACAAAGAUGAGUUGAGCCUCUAGUCCCUAAAAACUCUAGGAGCUAUUUUUUUGGUCGCAGAGAGGGUCCAGUGCGAGUGUUUUCAGUAAGGUCGGUUCAUUGUUUACAUGUAUAUUAGAUGAUUAACUUUGGUGUUUUGCUUCAACUUUAUCUUAUCUCCUAGGUAAGGUGGAGAAGUUGCUUUGUAUGGGAUUGUUUCUCAUUUUAUCUCUCUA